AUGGACGAAAAGACCGGGUUUGUUUCGGUCAACAGCUUUGAUACAUUCGAAUCAGCGACGUCUUCCACAAGUAGCUACGAGAAGCUUAAGAACUUGGGCAACCGCAUCCGCAGGAAGCCCCUACCACGAUAUUUACAAGGCUCUAUACGAGUACAUCCCGCUGCAGAGAUUGAGCCAACUCGGGUCUCGAAAGGUCUUUGGCAAGAUCAACUUCUGAUUGACCGAUCCCUCCGGGGGAUGGCAGCCCUCACGACAUUCUUCGCCAUCGGGAUGAUCGUUCUGAUCUCAAUCUAUGCCCAGCAUUUCCGCGAUCGAGUGAAUACCAACACGACAUCCGUUGGUGGUGAAGCACAGUCUUGCCAACAAGUAACUCAGACUAACACUGCAAUGCUUCUGCUGAUCAAUGUGUGCGCCACCAUGAUCUUAGGCAUGAGCAACACGUAUCAACAAUUGGUUACAUCCAUUAAGAUAACAGAUUUGAAACAUGUGCUUUCCAAGUUUGGAGAUUCGAGGGUUGGAACAAAUUCCCCGUUCAGUAUAAACCAAAAAUGGGAGGGGAGGAAGCGGUCAUGGGCUGCAUGGCUUUUCCUUGUGUUGACGUCCAUGCCGGUGCACUUUCUUGCUAAUUCGCUAAUUGGCCCUUCUUUCGUUCAGAGUCUUCCAAACGAAGUGUCAUUCCACGCUGUUGCCAACACGACCGACGCCUUGUGGGAGCAACGGCGAGGCAACAUGUUCUACACCCAAAAGACCAUGAGCGAUUCGGCAACCUUCGUCUGUUGGUCCGCCCUUAGGACUGGCAAACCUCAUUUUCCGGAAAGCACCAUGAUCUUGAAGGCAAGCCGCGAUGUGUAUGGCGCAGAUUCGAGAGAAUUUGGCAGGUCAUGGAGUACGAUGCAGGUGCACUAUGACACAAACUGCGCCGAGUUCUUGAAGACAACGACUGAUGUUACGGCACUAGAGAACUCAUUUGUAUACGACCCGAACCUGGGAUCGUUUCGCAGGCCGAUGUACCAGGAAGGUAGUUGUUUAAUGGGGCAAGGAGUAUACUGCAGUCUUCACGAUGAGAGGCCUGGUAAUUGUCGACUGAAUGUCCGCAUGAGUGCUGCUUUCAUCCUUGCUGCUUGUCUGAUUCUAAAAUCGGGCUACAUGCUGUCUGUCAACCUGAUGGCGCGAGGCAAGCUGAAGUCUCACUGCCUAACAUUCGGUGAUGUCAUUGUAGCUUCAGCGUCUGACCCAGAUCUAAGAGUCCAAGGGUAG
Messenger RNA from Boeremia exigua, 1257 nucleotides. RefSeq lists its product as uncharacterized. The record is from RefSeq and is a predicted model, not a curated record. NCBI's taxonomy places the organism in Eukaryota, Fungi, Ascomycota, Dothideomycetes, Pleosporales, Didymellaceae. The coding region runs from base 1 to 1257 and encodes 418 amino acids. The transcript is spliced from 2 exons.